AUGUCUCACGACACAGCUGAAGGAUCAUUGGAACCGGAUUCCAAAAGAAUUAAGUUAGAUACUGCUGAAGAGAUAGGGUCCCAAGAUUCAGACUCAAAUAGAAUUAAAGGGAUCGCUCCAAUCAAGGCAGAAUAUAUUCUUGAAAAACAAGUAGCUCAGAACGAGGUAGAACAUGAUGACGAAGCGGAAGGCCAGGGUCUCACCGAAAGAGGUAACGGAGGGGAGAAUGGAGUGAAGAACAAGAAGAAAAAUAGGGGCCAAAAUAAAAAACGUAACCUUGUCCAAGCCAAUGAGACUAUAAAACUAUGCGAGCAGAUCAAAGGUGGAGCUGCGGAAUGUAAAUUUGGCGAGAGCUGCAAAUACGAGCAUGAUGUCGCCAAGUAUAUUGCUUCAAAACCUACUGACAUUCCUGGAGUCUGCCCAGUUUUUGCAGCUAUAGGAUAUUGUCCUAUUGGAUUGAGGUGUAGGUGGUUGACCUCGCACUUCUCUAAUAACAAGUUAGACGUGAAUGAAGAAUUGAAAUCAAAGGCGCUCUUGGAAAAUUACGAGGUUAAUAGGAUUGACAUUAAAGACCAGAUGUUGUUGAACCGUAAGAAAUUUGAUUUUCCCAAGUCUGAAGGCGUCAUUAAGUACCUUGAUGAUAGAAUCGUGCGCAACGAGAAGGGUCAAGCAUCUGAAAACACCGAAAAUGCUGACAAUUCAGAUAUCACGGAAAAGAAAGAUCUGGCUGCCAGCUUUAUAGAAUCUCCGCUGCUUGCUACGGAAAAGAAAAAGCUUUAUUUAAAAGGCGCUAAGAUUUUGUCCCCGCUAACAACGGUUGGCAAUCUACCAUAUCGUCGAUUAAUGAAAAAGCUUGGAGCAGAUGUCACUUAUAGUGAGAUGGCACUGGCACUCCCAUUACUACAGGGCCAAAAAUCGGAGUGGGCGUUACCACGUGCCCAUUCAUCAGAAGUAGGUGGAUUUGGCGUCCAGAUAGCGACCUCAAAGCAUUGGCAGGCCAUAAAAGCUGCAGAAGCUAUUGCCAAGUUUGCACCCCAUACCUCCGAAAUAAAUCUUAACUGUGGCUGCCCAAUCGAUCUUUUAUAUAAGCAGGGUGCAGGAUCUGCUCUACUUGAUAAUCAAGGUAGGUUAAUGAGAAUGGUUGUUGGCAUGAAUGCUGUCAGUGGUGAUAUCCCUGUCACCGUGAAAUUACGAACGGGAACCAGGGACGGACACCCAACUGCAAGAAACAUAGUAUCUAGGCUUCUGGAGAAUGGUCAAGUCGCAUCUAUCACUCUUCACGGUAGGUCUCGUGCUCAAAGAUAUACUAGACUAGCUGAUUGGGAUUACAUAAAGGAUAUUGCAGAUUUUGUCAAGGAGAAGAGAGAGGGAAAAUUAUUAGAAGGCGAAGAAGGUGAUGGUCGUAUCGUAAAACCUUGGAUCAUUGGAAAUGGUGAUAUUUUCUCUUGGAAGGAUUGGUAUGAUGCUAUCGAGAAAUUCUCGGUUGAUAGCUCCAUGGUUGCGCGUGGCGCAUUGAUCAAGCCAUGGAUAUUUGAAGAAGUUGAUGCUCGUCAAUACCUUGAUAAAUCAGCAACGGAGAGGUUGGAGAUAGUUAAGACUUAUGCCAAUUAUGGCUUAGAACAUUGGGGAUCUGACACAUAUGGAGUUAACCAGACUAGGAGAUUCCUUUGCGAAUUUCUCUCCUUCACUCAUAGGUAUAUUCCGGUUGGUAUUCUUGAAUAUCUCCCCCCUCGUAUAAACGAUCGCCCACCAUUAUGGAAAGGACGGAAUGAACUUGAAACCCUGUUGGCCAGUACAGACUAUAAAGACUGGAUAAAGAUUUCCGAGAUGUUUUUAGGACCUGCUAACGAGGGAUUUGAGUUUGCACCGAAACAUAAAAGUAAUGCGUAUGAAUCCUAG
Messenger RNA from Sugiyamaella lignohabitans, 1899 nucleotides. It is a transcript of the gene DUS3, whose product is annotated as Dus3p. Gene Ontology annotation, biological process: tRNA processing. The transcript has a single exon. The record is from RefSeq and is a predicted model, not a curated record. Bases 1 to 1899 code for a protein of 632 amino acids. Gene Ontology annotation, molecular function: metal ion binding; RNA binding; flavin adenine dinucleotide binding. Lineage: Eukaryota; Fungi; Ascomycota; Dipodascomycetes; Dipodascales; Trichomonascaceae.